AUGCGGAAGUAGAAAUGUUGGACUCCUGAGUCAUCGCAGUUUAAAAUCUGGAGUCAGGAGCAAAGUGCCAACAUCAUCCAGUGUUUCUGUUUUAAAUUCACUUCUGGGACUAAGUUCAAUGGAGGGCUCCGUGUCGAAUGUAGAGAUCUGUAACUUCGCGUACACGGGGCAGUUUGACAAAUUAAGACAGUGCAUUUUGUCAGAUAAAAGACUCGCUUCAAAAACGGAUCAGGACCGGAGGACUGCUCUGCACUGGGCCUGCUCUGCGGGACACACCGCCAUAGUGGAGUUUCUGCUGGACAUGGGAGCUGAUGUCAACCUGCAGGACGAUGCGUCAUGGGCCCCUCUUCACAUCGCGGCUUCAGCAGGCAGAGAAGACAUCGUGCGCUCUCUGAUCUCCAAAGGCGCUCAGCUCAACUCUGUCAAUCAAAAUGGCUGCACGCCUCUUCACUACGCAGCGUCAAAAGACCGAUACGAGAUCGCUCGGGUUCUACUAGAAAACGGAGCCGACCCCAAUGCCACAGACAAGUUGGACUCUACUCCACUUCACCGAGCGGCCGCCAAAGGAAACUACCGCCUCAUCCAGCUCCUGCUCAAACAAAGCGCCUCCACAAACAUCCAGGACUCCCAGGGCAACACGGCUCUUCACCUGGCCUGCGAUGAGGAGCGGGUAGAAGCGGCUAAACUGCUGGUGGAGCAUGGAGCCAGUAUUUACAUUGAGAACAAAGAGGAGAAGACCCCUGUUCAGAUGGCAAAAGGGGCUCUGGGGAACAUUCUGCAGCGGAUCGUGGAGGGAUGAGGCUGUGCUGCUGUUCAAGGGGUCACUGUUAACAAGAUCCAGAGACGGGAUCUGUGUGAUAUUUAACAGGAGGAUGAGCUUUACAAUGACAGAGACGAUGUGACGUAACAAGAGACGCUUGACUCUGGUUUUCUGCACUAUGCCGUGUUUACUGCAGCCGUUUAAACGACAGGAUGUCUAAGUGGCUUUAAUGUUUAAUUAAAAAAAUAACUAAUAAACAAAAUAGGCAGGUUUUCAGUCAUGUCCUCAAAGGUUUUAUGAUUUUUACAUGUUGUAAAGUGUCACGCUUCCAAUAAGUUUACUAACCUCUGCAUUAUAUUUACUUUGCACAACAAGGUGAGUCUAGUACCAGAUUAUUCAACUCAAUAUCAUUGAUUUAAACAACAGAAAAUCAACAAUGAAGCAGACAUUGGUCAAAACAGACAAGUAGAUUCAUGAACAGAAGACAAGGAAAUGGAAAACUCUCCCAGAGCGCCCCCUGUCCUUAGAUCCUUCUUCUUGGCAAGGAAAAACUUAAAAAAAAAAAAAAAAAACACUGGGAAAAAGAACCACAGUGAAGGACAGAUCCACUCCCAUGGACUGAACCAGGACUAAGCCAGGACGGGCUGCAGAUGUGUCCAGGCAGAAGGCAGGACUCUGCAAACUGCGUCUCACACUUAAGCACAGUCAAAUGUGUGGCUCCUCUGAGGCUUCAGUGCAGGUUCUGAAGGGGCCUGUCCAAAAAGCGAUGCUGUGAUACUAGAAAAACACUUUGAAUUGAUUUGAAUGAGUUUUAAAUAAUAGUAAAGUGCUCACUCAUGGUGUGGUGUCUAAUAACGUUGUCAGGUCAGAAAAUCAGAAAAGUAAAAAUGACGUUUAAGUUUACUGAAAAAAAUCACAAAGACAAAAGUGGACCUAAUGACCUAAUAUUUUUAGAAUGGUCAAGUAUUGGUUUUGAAAACAGCAUCAUAUUGUUUUACUCAUGAUAAUUGUGUUUUUAAAUAUUUAUUGAUCAGGCUUUUUAUAAAUCAAGCUGAAGGUUUAGUAUCGUGACAUGUCUGCUUAUUUUAUGAUCCUGUGUAAAUACUGGGGUAGUACAGGACAAUAAAUCAUAAAACUGAGGAAACUUCACUUUAGACUAAACUAAAAACUAAAGUGAAAAGUGAAAGUAAAGAAAAAUGUUAUCAUAAUCAUCUUGAAAUGUCAGAUAUGAGGAACAUUUUUCCCCCAAUCAAAACCCCAUCUUAUGUAAAUCAUAUCAGAGAUGUGUGGGUGUAGUUUCAGAUAUCAGAGAUGUGUGGGUGUAGUUUCAAAUAACUUUAAACAACCAAAUACUCUGUACUGCACAAACAGUUAGGAGGAACAAUAAAAAAAACAAAACUCUCCU
Molecule: messenger RNA, 2165 nt
Organism: Periophthalmus magnuspinnatus
Lineage: Eukaryota; Metazoa; Chordata; Actinopteri; Gobiiformes; Gobiidae
Gene: psmd10
Product: proteasome 26S subunit, non-ATPase 10
Exons: 5
Coding region: 119-799 (226 amino acids)
Molecular function (GO): protein binding
Source: RefSeq, a predicted model, not a curated record